UUUACAAAACUUCAGCUAAAGCUAAGAUGGGUUAUCCUCCUUGUCAAUCCAUAGGUUGCGGAAGUACAAAAGGUUUAUGGCCAGAAUUAGUUGGGAAGCCAGGUGCACAAGCCAAGGCGAUCAUAGAAAGAGAAGCACCUGGAGUGAGAGCAAUUAUCAUUCCAAAGGAGAGGCCACACACUGAUGAUUUUUGCUGUAAUCGUGUUUGGGUUUUUGUUAAUCAUGAUUCACAGAAGACGGUAGCCUGGACUCCUAAACUUGGGUAGCCAACAACUAUUAUUAUUGGAUUUAUUGACAAUAAUGUGAUAAACCUAUUUUAAUUCGAUAAAUAAAAAUGCUAAAUUAUUUUUCUUCCA
Papaver somniferum (opium poppy) is the source of this 356-nucleotide messenger RNA. RefSeq names its product glu S.griseus protease inhibitor-like. Bases 27 to 266 code for a protein of 79 amino acids. NCBI's taxonomy places the organism in Eukaryota, Viridiplantae, Streptophyta, Magnoliopsida, Ranunculales, Papaveraceae. Gene Ontology annotation, biological process: response to wounding. Gene Ontology annotation, molecular function: serine-type endopeptidase inhibitor activity. The record is from RefSeq and is a predicted model, not a curated record. The transcript has 2 exons.